CUUUGACGGCGGUGAUGAUGUGCGCGCGGAGAAUCGCGCCGAGCUAUCGAGUCAACGGUUGCCCAACGACGUGUAUUUAGGCUGGCCCAUGCUAAAUUUAAAUCAGUCCGUGGCGAGGCCGCCGAACGCGAUACUCCACGCUCUCUCUCUCUCCCAUCGAUCUCUCGCGAAGCUCUCCACGGUGUCUCGUUUGUUCGAGAAGUUUCUCGGGACACGCGCGGCGGUGGUGAAUAUUCGGCAGUGGUUUCGCUCGUGGCUCGAAUCGAACGCCGGUUCGCGAAUGGCAGGACGAUAGGGUACGCGUGUUCCGCGGUGUUCGCUGCAACUAAUUAGAUCGCGCAAUGGCUCUCAACGUGGACUCAAGAUGUGCUGCCGUCAUCGUCGUCGGUUUGUUGAUAGCAGCUCCAGGGAUCCAUGGCAUCUCACGUCCAAUUAAAGUCGGCGCAAUCUUUCAUGCAGGCGACGAAGAGCACAUGGCUGCGUUCCGAACGGCCGUGUAUAAGACGAGAUUCGAGCACGUCGCGCCCGCAUUCGAGCUGCAGCCCAUCAUAAAGCAGGUGGAGGUUAAUACCGACAGCUUCAAGACCGCCGCUGCUGCUUGCGAGCUUCUGGAGGAGGGUGUGACGGUAAUCUUCGGUCCAUCGAGCCCGUACACUUACGGGAUUGUCGCGAGCAUCGCGGCGCGGUUCGAGGUGCCGCACGUGGACUACUUCUGGCGGCAGAACGAGGAGCUGCAGGACGGCCAAGAGCCGAAAAACCCGAUGCCGAUGACGACCAACGUGUAUCCCGAUAGCGACAUGGUUAGCAAAGCGAUCGCCGACGUGGUCGAGUCGAUGAAAUGGAACACUUUCGCGGCUGUAUACGAGAACAACGACAGUCUGUCGCGGAUCCAGAAGGCGCUGUCCCUCCAACGGAAGAGAGACAGCCUGGUGACGAUAAGAAGGCUGAGCGAUGGGAUGGAUUAUCGACCAGUGUUGAAGGAGCUUCGCGCACUGUCCAUCUGCAACGUGAUUAUCGACGUCAGCCCGAGCAACGUCAUCGAGGUGCUCUAUCAGGCGAAGGAAGUCAAACUGCUGGGGGACUACUGUAACUUCUUGAUCACUUACCUGGAUUCGACGAAAUUGCCGAUCUCGGACGUGCGAAACAAGACAACGACCAACAUUACGGGACUCAGCCUGCGGGAGAACGACGUGGAAGGAAUUAAUUUGGUGGAAUCGGCCAUCCUGUACGACGCCGUCUUCAUGGUGUACAACACGCUGGAGACCUUGAACGCGAGGAACAUGUCUGUAGCUAUUGACCCGGUACCGCUCUCUUGCGAAGGGGAAGAGAAAUACAGCGCAGGUCCCGACAUUAUCAACCUUAUGCGUGAGCUUUCCAACGAAGGGAAGAUCGGAGGUAAGAUCACGGGGCCAAUAAAGAUCGACGAGAACGGACGACGUCAGUCCUUUCAAAUACAAAUUAUGGACGUCAGACCGGAAGAGAGCGUGCAAACAGCGUACUGGCUACCGGAUGGCCUUCACUCGGUCGACAGCGAGGAAGGCCGCGAGAGUUAUCUGUACAAAUCCAUCGAACAGAAGAAGUUCAAGAUCAGUACCAAACUGGGACCGCCGUACGUGAUGGAAGUGACGGACAGCGCAACCCGUGGUAUACUGAUCGAGCAAACGCGUUACGAGGGCUUCUGCAUCGAUCUCAUCGAGGAGAUUGCGAGGCUGUUGAAUUUUAAAUACGAGUUCGAAUUGGUACCGGACGGUAAUUAUGGCACGUACAACAAGGAAACGAAGCAAUGGAACGGUUUAAUCAGACGCCUACUGGAUCGUGACGCGGAUUUAGCUAUUUGCGAUCUGACAAUCACGUACGAGCGGGAGAGCGCGGUCGACUUCACGAUGCCGUUCAUGAACCUAGGUAUCAGCAUUUUGUACAGAAAACCGGAGGAGAAGGAGCCGAACUUGUUCUCGUUCCUGUCACCGUUGUCAACCGACGUCUGGAUUUACAUGGCGACUGCUUUCCUGGCAGUUUCGAUCAUGCUGUUUCUACAGGCUAGAAUAGCGCCCGGCGAAUGGGACAAUCCGCAUCCGUGCAAUCCGGACCCGGAGGAAUUAGAAAAUAGUUUCGACCUGAAGAACUCUAUGUGGCUCACUGUCGGCUCUAUCAUGCAACAGGGCUCUGACAUACUUCCGAAAGCACCUUCGAUUCGAAUGGUCGCUGGUAUGUGGUGGUUCUUCACUCUGAUUAUGGUCUCCUCGUACACCGCUAAUUUGGCCGCCUUUUUGACCGCCGAGAAGAUGGACAAUCCGAUCAAAAGCGUCGAAGAUCUAGCCAAACAGACGAAGAUCAAGUACGGGGCCGUGGAUGGUGGCUCCACGUCCGCCUUCUUCAGGGACUCGAAUUAUUCAACGUAUCAGCGGAUGUGGGCGACGAUGCAGGAGACGAGGCCGAGCGUGUACAUGAAAACGAACGACGAAGGCGUCGAACGAGUGUUGAAGAAAUACGACUACGCUUUUCUCAUGGAAUCCACCACGAUCGAGUACAAAAUGCAAAGAAACUGCGAGCUCGACCAGGUUGGCGGCCUUAUCGACAACAAGGGAUACGGUAUCGCCCUGCCGCGAAAUUCCCCGUACAGGACGCCCAUAAGCGGCGCGAUAUUGAUGCUGCAAGAGAAAGGGAUGCUCCAGGACCUGAAGAAGAAAUGGUGGGUGGACCGGGGCGGCGGGCUGUGCAUGAGUAUCGAACAAGAGCCGACGUCGUCGAGCGAAUUAGGAUUGGCCAACGUCGGUGGUGUUUUCUUGGUCCUUCUGAUCGGGACUUGCGGCUCAUUCAUCAUCGCUGUCUUUGAAUUCCUAUGGAAUGUACGAAAGGUCGCCGUGAAGGAGAAGGUCACCCCGUGGGAGGCACUGGUAGCGGAAUUAAGAUUCGCGGUGAACAUUUGGGCGGAGACGAAGCCGGUUAAAAUCUCGAAGAGCAGCGGCGCGAGUUCGAUGGAGGGCGGCAUCGGCGGGGCGGCCUCCACCACCCGUUCAUCGUCGGCUCGUUCCUUCGGCUCGACAUCCUCGACAAAUUCGACAAAGAUAACAACACCAACAGUCGCAGCGACGACCGCAAGAUCAAUUGAAGAUUCCAGCCAACCACAGUCGAUCGAUAAUUUGGCUGUAAAGAACGAACGAUCCAACCGAUCAAUCAAUUGUUCAGUAGCAAAGCCAACUCGACGAUCGAAUAAUUUCAAUCUUGCGUGCUCGAUCUCUUCCAACAUUUAGUUCUGCAAACAUUAUAAGCGAUCGACCAAACAAACGCCGUUUACAGUGGAAACACUACGGCCUCCUUCGGUUGAAUCGAACAAUUUCCUGUAACGUAAUCGAUGAGCUACGGCAGGAGGGAACAACGUCAGAUUCGUCAGAAGCGAAUGGA
Frieseomelitta varia is the source of this 3402-nucleotide messenger RNA. Its product is annotated as glutamate receptor ionotropic, kainate 2-like. Gene Ontology annotation, biological process: modulation of chemical synaptic transmission; monoatomic ion transport; synaptic transmission, glutamatergic. Gene Ontology annotation, cellular component: postsynaptic membrane; plasma membrane. The record is from RefSeq and is a predicted model, not a curated record. NCBI's taxonomy places the organism in Eukaryota, Metazoa, Arthropoda, Insecta, Hymenoptera, Apidae. Gene Ontology annotation, molecular function: glutamate-gated receptor activity; transmitter-gated monoatomic ion channel activity involved in regulation of postsynaptic membrane potential.